This is a messenger RNA of Pecten maximus, 3153 nucleotides long. RefSeq names its product piggyBac transposable element-derived protein 4-like. Gene Ontology annotation, biological process: carbohydrate metabolic process. NCBI's taxonomy places the organism in Eukaryota, Metazoa, Mollusca, Bivalvia, Pectinida, Pectinidae. The record is from RefSeq and is a predicted model, not a curated record. The coding region runs from base 687 to 1853 and encodes 388 amino acids. The transcript is spliced from 2 exons. Gene Ontology annotation, molecular function: hydrolase activity, hydrolyzing O-glycosyl compounds.
UAUCGGUGGCUAAAAAUACAAGUUUGAGUCUGAAAUAAAAAAAUGACUCACGUGUGCCUAAAAGCUAAGAAUCUUAACAAUUUAGUUACUGAAGAUCAAAGCCCAGUACGUCGUAGUUCUGAAACAACCAUAACGUAACCACCGGGAAUCCUCCGCUUCGUCUGCAACUACGGUAUUUUUAGCUCAGCGGAAGGCUUUGAAGUUUCGACGAAUGCGCAUGGGUUGUGAAAGUAGAUGACGUAAUUUUACCGCCAAUGUCGGAAACAGGUGCUCUGUUACUAUGAGGAAUAAUGCUAUUUCUCGGCUAAUUUACAAACAAGAAUUGAGGUAUGUACAAUAACACUGAGUCUAUCGAUGUUCUUCGUGAUUUUAUUUACGUUUUAACUCGAUCUUAUUGUCGUUGUUUACAGACAAGUAAAAAAGAUCGAAGCUAAUAGUCGUCCUGAAGUAAUGUCAUGCGCAGUCACUGACUUCUUAGUCAAUCGGUUAAUUAAAUUCGAUGUCCUGUUGUCUUCGGCGGAAUACAUGGAUAUUAAAUCACUGAAAUAUAAUAUUUGUAUUGGUGUUGUCAUUUACCAUUACUGGCGUUUGAAAUAAAGCAUAAGAAUCGUGCUAAAACCAGACGAAUUUAUCUCGACUUUCACUUUGACCAAACACCGGAAGUGCUCGUCGCAGAUGUAAACAACAUGGCAGGCAACUUUACGAUCGGUCAAGUCUUACCAGAGUUUCAAGAGUUAUUUGACGAAAUAUUUGAUGAUGAAGAUAGCGAUGAGUUUGACGGGUUCGAUAUUGAUGAGGAGAAUAACGACUGCGAUUUAUUGGGGUCAUUUGCUGAAGAUACCUGGAUAGAAGGCGGUAAAACUCCCAUGGGGUUUACAUUCACGGGGAAUGCUGGACCUAAGAACUUGCCUGAGCCAGAGACUGGAUCAUUAUCCAUUCUUGACUACUUUGAAGCGGUUUUCACAGACGGUAUUCUGGAUACAAUUGUCACUGAAACCAACAGGUAUGCCAACAUUUAUAUCCAAGGACAUCCAGAGCCUACUCAGCACUCCCGCUUCAAGAAAUGGACUCCAGUGACCCAUGGUGAGAUGAAGGCUUUUAUAGCAGUGGCAAUUGCAAUGGGAAUUAUAAAGCAGAUCAACAUGCAGGACUAUUGGUGCACUGACCCUGUAGUAAGUACGCCAUUUUUUUCUUCUGUGAUGCCCCGUGAUAGGUUCCUGUCGAUCAUGAGUUUCUUGCACUUGUCCAACAACACUUUAGCUGUUCCCCGUGGCGAGGAAGGUUAUACUCCUCUUCAAAAACUUGGUUCUCCCUACCAAGAGCUUCUUCAGAGAUUCCAGGAAGUCUACAAUCCUAGUCAGUGUGUAGCAGUAGAUGAGGGAAUGAUUGCUUGGAGGGGAAAUUUGAAGUUUAGGGUGUAUAGUCCGGACAAACCAAUCAAGUACGGAAUAAAGCUUUACAUGCUCUGUGACUCUAAGAAUGGAUAUUGUUCGCGAGUGGAGCUGUAUACUGGUCGUUCAUCAGAAGUCAGCGAGUACGGGGCGACUUAUGAUCUUGUUAUGCGGCUGGCCGAACCAUACCUUUUGAAAGGUUACAAGAUUUAUAUAGACAAUUACUUCAGCAGUCCAGCACUAUUUUAUAACCUGUGGCUGAAUGGUACCCUUGCUUGUGGAACGUUACGCAGCAAUCGGAGAGGAGUUCCAGACAAGAUGAAAAAUGCUCAUCCAUGCAAAGGCCAGAUGAUGGCAUUCAACAAUGGAACUUUAGUGGCAGUGAAGUUUUCCGAUAAAAAAGAAGUCUGUCUCCUAACAACAAUCCAUGAAGGUAUGUACCUAUUCAGAAAUUGCUUAUGAAUUUAUAUCAUGAAUACACUCUUGUGCAAUACAGUUUUUGACUUAAUAUACAUCACGCUUUUGGCCUAUGAUCUGCAUUUCUUUUUGGAUUACAUUGUUGAUGUCUGCAAACCUUUAUCAAUGGUAUACUAUUGAUUUGUCAGUUUUCAAAUAUUUGAUCAAUUUCAUAUUUAUAUAAUCGCAUGGCAUUUUGCUUAUAUUUAAACUCUGUGAUGAAUGAAUAAUGCUACAAGUAUUACAAGUAAGGUCUGCUACAUGUGCAUUAUUUUACUAAUUUUCUGGUAAUAUUACUGACAUUACUUUGAGCUCCCUCUGAACUAUGAAAUAUCUCUAUGUUGAUUCCAAUAUUAAGUUAUUGAUAUCUUAUGGUAAUUUUAUCAUAAGGUGUUAUUAUUUGACUUGUUAUAAAAUUUCAAUGAAACAAUAAAUUUAUCAAACUUUGUUAAAAUAUUCUCCAUAUUGCUGCUAUUUAGGAAAAAUGGUCAUCAAACACUGCAAAGAGAGAUUCAGAGGGGAACUUGAUUGCCAAGCCAGACUGUGUGUUAGAUUACAACUACAACAUGGGUGCAGUAGACAGAUGUGACCAGAUGGUGGCAUACGCUGGAUUUGACAGAAGGACACUAAAAUGGUGGAAAAAGGUCUUCUUCCACAUGCUUGGUCUUGCUGUGCUCAACUCGUACAUCUUGUACAAACAAGACAGCCAACCCAGUAUUGCACAGGAUUUUCAGACGACAGCUUGUGAGUCAACUGGUCUCUGCUGCUGAGAUCUCGGGCCCACAGCAAAAGGGGCGGAGGAGGCAAUCUGCUGAAGUGCUUCAGAGGUUGACAGCGCAGCAUUUCAUUUGCUAAUCUCCAUCAACAGGAAAGAAAGCCGAUGCCAGCAGGAAAUGUAUUGUCUGCGGUCCAGCAGAGACCGAUUUGUUCAGGUCCCAGCAUCCUGGUGAGACAGUGCCGAAAUCUUGUGGGAGGAUGACAUGUUUUCAGUGCAAGCAGUGUCAGGUAGCUCUGUGUGUUGAACCCUGCUUUGAGCUAAUGUAUUCCAUACAACUGCAGAAUUUGUGCUUACCUACAAGCGUCAGAGGAGACAGGAGGAGGAGUAAUAGCUCUUGUAGCUGAAAAUGCUGUGAAAUGCAACUUCCUGGAUAGGACAUUGGUCAUUUCUUUUCAGUAACAAAAUUUAAGAUUAUCUCCCUUGAGUAAAAUAAUUUCAAAUUAUCUCCCUUGAGUGAUAAAAUUUCAGAUUCCAUUAAUCAUUUCAGUUAUAAUUAUUGUCAUUGAUAAAAUAAAAGAUAUAUAUUGU